This is a messenger RNA of Besnoitia besnoiti, 4617 nucleotides long. RefSeq lists its product as uncharacterized. Lineage: Eukaryota; Apicomplexa; Conoidasida; Eucoccidiorida; Sarcocystidae. The transcript is spliced from 19 exons. The record is from RefSeq and is a predicted model, not a curated record. The coding region runs from base 1 to 4617 and encodes 1538 amino acids.
AUGGCGUCUUCUCGCGAUCCGUCCCUCGGGCUCUCCGCCAGGGGCUUGCCGGGCGGGCAGCCUGCCUCGUCGGGGGCAUUCUCUUCUUCACUCGCUCCCGGGUCGCAGUCGGUGCUUCAGACUGUCGCGGACUUUGAGCGCGUCGCCACUGCGGCGCUGAGCACUAGCGCUAGCGAACGCACUCAGGCCGAGGCGCUUCUGCUGGUCUUCCAGCAGCAAAGCAUCGCCUCGAUCGACCUCUGCAUGGCGGUUCUCGAACAGAGCCAAGAUCCGGCCUCGCUCUCCGUCGCCGUCGUCAUGCUCAGAAAUGGAGCGUUGAGCCAGUGGUGUAGGCGGCAGCUGGCGUACGAGGGCAGCGCGAAGGCGUCCGCGGGGGACCUGAAUGCGAAGGAGAUGCUAGGCCCGCUGGCAGAGUUCGAGGCGAAGAUCGUGCUUCUGAUUCAAGCGAUGCUGCGGCUCCUCCAGGCACACGCAGUGCUCCAGCAGACCGACCCGGUGAAGGCGGCGCAGUACCGCGUCUCCGACAGACAGAUGACCUACGCGCUCGCAGUGCUGCUCAAAAAGGGUCUCGCAAGCGGCACGCGGGAGACGCGCGACGUUCUGCGUCAGCUCCUGGUCGGUGUCCUCGCGGAGAUGCGCACGCUGCUCCUUCCUGCAACGGUUGUCGCGCCUCAGGGCCGAGCUGGCGUGGCGGAGGGCACGUCGGUGCUGGAGGCGCUGGCGGCCAGCCAAGAGUCGCCGCACGCGUCGAGUCUGGUGCUGCGUCUGUCGGUGCUGAUGGAAGUCUCGCGCGAAGUCGGCUCUUCGCAGCUGUCGCUGCUCCAGCUGAGCACGCAGCAGCACGUCGAGUGCAAGAAGCAGUACGAGCGGGAAAUUCUGCUGCCCCUUGUCGAUCUCGACCUCUCUCUGCUCAACUUGCUGCUGAAGGAUCAACAGGGUCCGGCGGCGCAGCGACGGGGGCCCCCGGAUGCUGCCAAGCAACGCGACAGUCUAUUAGCGACCGUGGUAGGGAUCUUGGAGUUGUUGAUGGAUUGGAACUUUGGUCAAGUUUUCCUGCGAUUCGUGACGACGAGCGACGUUUCGUUCGCGCCGACGGCGGACUGGCUUCCUGUCUUUUUCCCUUCUUCUUCUGCCUCCGCGGAGCUGCAAAAGUCGCGGCUGGAAACCUGUGUGCUGCCGCCGGGGCCUGCGCAGGAGCGGCCGAAUCUGUUUGCGCUCAUUCUCGGCCUAUAUCGCUACCUGAGUGCGCGCCGGAACGAAGACCCCUCGCUGUUCAAGGUGGGUCGCCUGAUUCUCAUGCGCCUCACGCGCUUCCGCGCCCACCGCAUGGUCGAGGCGCUUUUUGGCGCCGGCGGCGCGAAGCCCGCCUUCUCGGCGGCUGCCUCUGGAGAUCCGCGCGCGAUCCCUUCGCUGGCGGCGGCGCUCGGCGCCACGCGCAAGGACGCCUCCGCCACCUCCCCGGGUAUCAGCCGCAGCUGUUCAGGGCCGAUCGGCCGCAGCAAGAAGCAGCAGGUGACCGCGCUCGUCUACGUGCCCCUGCUGAACGUCCUUCUUGACCUCCUCGAGAAGAGUCCCUUCCUCAACUCGCCUCUCGCGGGCGGCGCCGUCAACGCGGCGAUCGCCGCGGCCUUGCCCACGGUCUCUAUCGCAGAAAGUCCUCUCGAGUUGACUGAAGACGACACAGAAAACCUCGAGGAGGUUCAGGAUCUCUGCCUUGCUUUGUACAACCUUGCAGAGUGCAACGAAGCAAUUCCGGAGUACCUCAUGGACGGCGUGGCGAACAAGGCGCUGCCUCUGUUUGUCAGAGUUUCGACGUCACUUGUGAGCGUGAUUCUCCGGUCGGGCCUGAACGCGGCGAGUCAGCAUUCGCGCGGCGAGUGGGAGGAGGGCAUUGAGGCCGCCGUGGGCUCUCUUGAGGUGUUUCUUCGGUCGUGGAGCGUGUGGGCUGACAAGCUGCACCAGCAGGUCCUUCAGCCUCUAAAGCCUUCCGCGGCUUCGCCAGAAAACGGGGGCGCAGAGCCUGGAAUCAAAGAGAGACCUUGGUGGCCUGCGUUUGAAAACGCAGUCAAUUUUGUGAUUAGUGUCUUCAUUGGACAAGGUUUAUCCAUCUGCUGUCACAAGGAGACGGAUGUUGCGGCGACCCCCGAUGCGAACGACCCUCGCGGCGCUGCGUCGUCAUUCGCGCGGGCGCUCGUCGGCGGCGCAGGCGGGUCGCCAUUGGAUGAUUUUUUGCGUUGCUUUGCUGUCCUCGGCCGGACUUUCUUAGUGCACUCGCUGCAGCAGACAUUCCAGAAGUUCGUUGUUUUGAAGGAUCAGGUGACUGCAGUCCGGCGCCAGCAGGCCGCAGCCGGCACGACGGACGACGCCGUGCUCCUGGCGCAGCAGAAACGCGGAGAGAAUCUUCUGGACGAGCUGAAUUUCACGCUCCUGCUCACUCAGCAGCUUAUCACCAUCUCCGUGUCGGGCGAAGGAAAGGGCCAGAAGCUCGUGCCGCCGCCUCAGGUCCUCAAGGACGAAGAGACGCAGAGACAGGUGAUUCAAGUGUGUGGGCAGGUCUUUUCGCUGUUGCAAGGAGAGAUCACUCUGCUGAAGGAGCAUCAAGUCCGGUCCUUCCCGCUGCACUUCCUCGGAGUCUCUCCGACGAUUCUCGAGAGCGGUGUCAACAUUCUCUCGGCAAUCAGCGCCGCCUACCUCCUUCGCUCGCGGUUUAACCAGCCGAUGCUGGCGGACUUCAUUCUUCCAGAAAAGGGUCAAGAAGCGAUGAACGUGAUCGUUCAGAUCGUCGCUGAACUCCUCCAUCUUCUUCCACACGAGGAGUCGCUUACGCUCUGCUGCACGCGCACCCUCCAGAUCCUCUCGUCUGUCUCGAAUCCUACGGUGGCGUACUUGUGGGAGAGCCCCGCGUUCCAGGCGCUCCUGACGGCUUCUCUGGAGAGCUGCGCGACGCUGCUGCCUUCGACGCUGCCGUCGCGGUCGAAUUCGACGCUGGGAGGCGAGGCGAAGGCUGCGGACGGGCAACCACUGGCGUCAUACCCUUCGUUUUGUUCGACUCGGCAGCGCCUCGCGCCCCUCCAGCAGCUCACGCAGCGCACCAUGAUGCGGCUCUACAGCUCCUUUUCCUCGUCUACGGCGAUGAACGAACACCUCUGGGGUCUCGCGAAGAUGCACGUGGCGCAGCAAACACUCGAACGCUCCGGCACGCUGCUCGCCAACGAGGUCGUUGUCACGCGCCAGCAGCAGCUCCUCGCUAAGUGCGAACCCCUCAAAGAGAAUCUUCGCCGUCUCGCGGCAAACGCUGCAGACACCCACCCGCGCAUUUUCCACGCGCUCGGCAGCUCGCUUUCGAUGGCGAUCGGCCUCCUGGACGGGUGCACUCCGCAGAGUAUCAGCGCGUGGAUUGUUUGGCUGAGAGAUGCGCUCGACGCCGUCUUCGCGAUUGCUAGCAAAUACCUCCAGUAUCCUCACAUUCUACACAAUGCACUGAAGUUUUUCCUUCAGCUCAUCAAGCGGGGUUACAACUGCUUUGACCAGACGGCCGCUGUGUCUCUCUUCACGCAGUAUAAGGCGCUGAUUCAGCAAGUCGGCAAUCACUACGCGACUCUAGUGGUCGGCAGCCAGGAGGAGGACAGCAUCUUUGGCAAUCUCAAACAGAGCUACAAAGUUUUCCAGCUUCUCGCGGCGAACAGCAAGGACACUUCCUCCUUCAGCUGGAUCGUUGAGAUGCUCGUCGCCUGCAUGCAGACCUUGCAGCCUAUGACAGCGAAGCUCAGGCCGCGCGAACAGCCGAAGGUGGCGGUACCUCUCCUCAUGUGUCUGCAAGUUCUGGCGGAAGAAGAUUCGAAGAAAUUCCUCGCUCUCACUCGAGACACCGACGUUAAAGUCUUGAUGCACGUGCUGCGCGAGUCGGUGAUGACGGAGAGUGGGCGUAUUCGGCAGCCGGCGUACGAGAUUUUGCAUGCGUUUUGUCGGUAUUUGACGGCGCUCCAAGUUGGGCAGCAGGUAGUGGAUUUCUCGCUCGAGAGACCGGAGGGGCGCCCAGACCCCUUCGCGUCUCCGGCCCCCGGAGACACUGUGGGGACGCUAUUUACGCACCUGGCGCAGUUAUCUCUGGGGCUUCUCGCGCAUGCGCUCAGCAGCCCGCUGUCGAACGCAGAUCUCGACUUCUUCUCGGACUGCAUCUUCGACCUCUUCUUCAUGGUCGGUCUCCGCGCGUACGCGCUCCACGGGCUGCUCGCCAACUUCACGCAGCUGUAUGCAGCCAAUCUAGCGGCGGGGAGCGCAGGAGCGCUGAGCGCUGGAAGCCCUGCGGGCGCGAUGGCGAACUCGGUUGUCUUGCCAUCGGCUGUUCUGGAGACUCGGCUAGGCAGCCUCAUGCAGACGAUUAUCCAAGGUGAAAAGGAGCUUGUCGGCGUACAGUACAGCAACCAAAGCGGCGCCGCGGGCCAGCCGGCAGCAGACACACCCGCAGCGGUUUCGACGUUCCUCGAGGCUGGAUCGUCCAGCCUCAUCAAAUACCAGAGGCAGCAGCACGCGUUCCGUGACCUCUUCAAAUACUUCGUCGUCGAAUGCGCGUCGCCUGCCGCGGCCGGCAUUGGCGAUUCUUCAGCUCGGAAGUAA